Messenger RNA from Symsagittifera roscoffensis, 3019 nucleotides. RefSeq names its product eukaryotic translation initiation factor 4E-like. The record is from RefSeq and is a predicted model, not a curated record. Gene Ontology annotation, biological process: translational initiation. Gene Ontology annotation, molecular function: RNA 7-methylguanosine cap binding; translation initiation factor activity. Gene Ontology annotation, cellular component: eukaryotic translation initiation factor 4F complex; cytoplasm. The coding region runs from base 16 to 864 and encodes 282 amino acids. Lineage: Eukaryota; Metazoa; Xenacoelomorpha; Acoela; Convolutidae. The transcript has 6 exons.
UAGUAUAGUAUAAAAAUGACAACUGGUGUCCAUUUGAGGUCAGAUACAAAUACAACAACAAACAUCACAACACGAAACAGCAACAACAACACUAACAUAGACAUGAUCAUGUCCUCCUCAAACACGAACAGCAAUGAGAACCUAAACUCCCCCUCAGCCCCCUCCCCCUCCUCCCAACACCAGGCCACAGCAGGUGCAAUGAACAACAACAGCAGUAACAGUGCGAGCCAUAGUCCCCCCUCCAAUAUACCAGGUGCUUUAUCAUCCUCCAACUCCGCCAACGGUCCCACCUCGGACGAUUCUCUGCGCCAUCCCCUGGAGAAUGUAUGGGUGUUGUGGUUCCUGCAGGGUGGGGGUCAGAGUGCCAAUGGGAAGUGGGAGGACAACCUGAAGAUAGUGCACAAGUUCUCCACCGUCGAGGACUUCUGGUCACUCUUCAACCACAUCAAGCCAGCUUCACAACUCGCUAAAGGCUGUGACUACUGCCUGUUCAAGGAGGGCAUCAUCCCCAAGUGGGAGGACGAGCACAACAGGACGGGGGGCAGGUGGGUGAUGCCCAUUCCCAAGAACCUCAAGGAGGAGGUGGACAAGUACUGGCUCGAGACACUCCUCUGUCUCAUCGGGGAGGCGUUUGAGGAUGAGGCGGGGUUGCUGGUGAAUGGGUGUGUGGUCAGUGUGCGGCCUAGGGGGGACCGAGUGUCGAUCUGGGUGGGACACAAGACAGAGGAACUACUAGUCACCCAGAUAGGAAGGAAAAUCAAAGAACGUCUGAAGCUGAAGCAAUCCACAGUGCUCAACUUCCAGGCGCAUGACGAUGCAAUCACGAGAAACAACAGUGUAACCAAGAACAUGUAUCAAGUAUAACUGACGAAGAGGAGAGAAAAACAACCGAACAGGACAGAACAGAACAGACGAGAACAACAGAAACAGAAAAAAAGGCAAAGAGAAUAAUAGCUAAACCCCUUCGCUUUCACUGCAACACAGCUACCAACCACGCAACAACAAAACGCCACUCCCAUUAAUACUACAACUCAACUCAAAUACACUUCAACGCUCAACAAACAAACUUCUUGAAAUGAAAUAGUAGUAUUAUCAACAGACACGACAACAGCUCAAAUAUCCUGACAUGAGAAACGAAUAAAAUACAUUCGACUAAACUGGACGAAACUAGACAGACAUAUUUUAAAUCUCUACUGCUGCAGUUAAUUGAUCGACCAAUUCCGCAAGCGAAGUGGACUUAGCAGAUGAAGAGCAACACGCCAUUACACAAUAUUCACUUCCAAAACUCUUCUCAUUUCAUGUUAUCGACCAACUAGCCUUCUGAAUCGGCAGCCAGUCACUUAUUCGAGUACAAAAGGUAUUACUGAUAGUUGUGAAGCCACUACCAGUUAUUUAUUAUAACCACAUUACUUUUAUUGGGGUAAAAAAUCACGACUGAAGGAUUAACUUUCAAAUUCAUCUCCAUUUGGUUAUCUGGGCUUAAGGCUCGGGUCUGUUCAAGGAGUCAUAUUUCCUGAGUUACACUUUUAUAGUGAGGCAAUUAGGCUAUUUGUUUGAAGUCAUACUCAAUUUUGUGCAAAAUUAUUCCAUCUUUUUUUGGUACUAUGUUGGUUCUUUCUACUGGAAAUGUUGGUAAGAUUUCAGGUGGACAUCAUUUGCUGUAGUGCGCCGUUUUCUGCAGCCUUUUGCCAAGCUAAACAGAAGCGUAAUACAAUUUAAUGGCCUCGAUAAGUCAUCACAAAAAACGCCACCUCGAACACAGAAAUGAGCAAUGGAGUUUUGAGUACGCAUUUUGAGCUGCAAGAAAAAACUGCCUUGUCUUGCAAAUAAUUUCGUUGAACUCUUUGAAGUAGUUUCUUUAUAGUUUCUGUGAAGUAAGAUAUUUAAUAUAGUACAGUUUUUUGAAACUCGAUGUCUUAUUUUUGUCGAGUUUUUGGAAGGUGCUUAUUAAUGACCAUUAAUUGAUAUUGCGACCAUUGUGACCAUAAGCGGCCAUUGACGAAGUUGUUUUGAACUUGCAGUUAACUGUUUUUUUUUAGCUGAAGCUUUAUUUGGCCGUGUGCUAAACUAAACGUCUGUUAUUGGCUGUAAUUAUUUUAAUUUUUAAUCAGCAUUUCAUUAAUGGUGGGCGACUAUCGUGUUGUUUACUCUUGUAUUAAUAAUACAGGCUGAUAUUAUUAACUUGAAUGGUGUCGGAGUACAAAUGGAUAGUUAUUGUCAAUAUUUGUCUGUUCUGUCUGGUUUUAGGCGUUUAAUUGUGAAUUGAAUUGAUAAUUAAUGGAUAAUGAAUUGAAUUAACUUGAAUCAACAUUCGUCUGCAGGUUCGGUCUCGUCUCGUCUUGUGUCAAGCGCCAAUUUUGUGUAGUACUUUUGUGCGUUUUCUAUUAGACUUAUUUUUGAUAUAUUUCAGUUAUUUUGACUCAUUUCUAUUUAAAAUUGUCGUAAAAUAAUACGUCAAGCCUCAUACGAAGUUAUUUUUAAAUAUUUCUGACCUGUUUCAUUGCUGAUAAGAUUAACUAAAAUAGCUUUUUCAGAAUUCUUCUGCAAAAAACGUAAGAUUUCAGUAAAUUUGGCAUUUUCAAUGGCUAGUAGUUUAAUGAAGACGUCAAUGAAACAGAAUUCGUUUGGGUCAAAAUGUAAUCAUCGGCACUUGAUAAUAAAAUUUUGAAAUAUAGGCAGGCCUUUAAAUCUCUAGUAGAAAAGAUAUUGUUUUAGUGGCUUUAAUAUGUCAAGUGUCCAUGGUUAGAAUAAUUACCCUAGCGUUAUAAUUCUCUGAAGUGAGUUGAAUGUGUUUUGUCUUCCUCGUGAAAUUAUAUCAUUCGGAAUAAAAUCAAGAAAAGGCACUGAUAAGUAUUUUUUCUGUCUGCUUCGAUACUCUUCUGCUCGUGAACUAUUAUGCUGUUUGUUCAUUCAUUAUAAGAAUAGAAGCAGCGCUGUGUUUACUGUACUGUAUUGAGUAUUUAUUUCGAAGUAAUAGAUACACUGGGUCCACAUUUGAAUUGUGAAUAUUUUUACUAAA